Molecule: messenger RNA, 957 nt
Organism: Camponotus floridanus (Florida carpenter ant)
Lineage: Eukaryota; Metazoa; Arthropoda; Insecta; Hymenoptera; Formicidae
Product: histone-lysine N-methyltransferase, H3 lysine-79 specific-like
Exons: 1
Coding region: 1-957 (318 amino acids)
Source: RefSeq, a predicted model, not a curated record
AUGAAAUGUCUAGAGGAGUUCCUGAAGAGAAAAAGAGGGAAUAUCACAGAAGAGGAGGAGAGAGAGGGGGAGGCUUCUAAAAGAAGUAAAUUGACAAAAGGAACACCAGAAAAAGAGAAGAAAGUAAAGGGAAUAGAGGACCUAGCAGGAAUAAUAAUAGAAAUGGAAAGGAAACUGAUAGAGAAAAUAGAAACUUUCAAGGAAGAAGUAAGAGAGUGGAAAGAAGAACAAGAAAAGAAAGAGGCAGAAUGGAAAAGAGAAAAAGGAAGAAUAAGAGAAGAAAUGGAAGAAUUGAAACAAAGACUAUAUAAGAUAGAGAGGGAGAGAGGAGAAGGAAGAAAAGAAACGGAAGAGGAACAAAAAGAAAUGAAAAAAAGCAACAUUGAGAAAGGGAUCGAAACUGAGAUAAUAAGAAAAGGCCUGGAGAUUUGGAAGGAAGAGGAAGAAAGACAAAAGAGAAGAAAGAACAUAGUAAUAAAAGGAGUAGACAAAAAGGAGAAGAAUGUAGAGGAGACAAUAAAGGAAUUAUGGAAAGUGAUGGAGGUGUCCGGAAAGAUAGAAGAGAUCAGAGAAUUAGGAAAAGGAAAUAAAAGAGAAAAAAGAAUGAUAUUAGUAAAAAUGGAGAACAGAGAAGAUAAAAUAGAAAUUAUGAGAAAAAAAUGGAAGUUAAGAGAAAGGAACGAAAAAAUACAAGACGACUGGACAUGGAAAGAGAGAUCCAUACAAUGGAACCUAGAUAAGAUAGCUUGGAAAGAAAGAAAAAAAGGAAAGAAAGCAUGGGUGAAAUACGGAAAAAUCUGGAUGAACGAGAAAUGGUGGAGAUGGAAUGAAGAAGAAAUGAAGCUGGAAGAGGGAGACGAAGAAGAGAAGAGAGAGAGAAGAAAAGAAGAGAGAGAAAUGAGAGGAAUAGUGAGGACGGAAAGGGAGGUGGACAGGAACGCGGAAAAACGAGAAUAA